CAGAUAGUGCUGCGAUGUUGCUGGUGUUCGUUCUGCUCAAAGAGUUGUACUUUAUAUGUAUAUAUAAAGAUAUGUAUACACACAUGUAUAAAUGUAGGCGAGAAAAUGAAAGGGGAAGAAGUAAGCACAACCCAGAUAUAAAUUAUACGGAGUUUGAGGAUUCACAGUGGUCUAAUUUUCUCUAUUGUAAUUGAAAGGGCUGCCUUUGUUUCUGCUUUUGAAAUCUUCGUUUCUUGGAGCUACUUCAACUUCACCGUACGAAUUGCUUCACUUACCGUCUUGCCUUUCUUUCUGAUGCAUUUUUUGCUUUUGGGUUUCCUAUAAUUCUCUCAUUAUCCGAUCUUUUUUCAAACCCUUUUAGAAUUUUUUGUUGAAGUUUUUUACUUGAUUUACUCCCCAAGGGAGGGGAUAAGCUAGAGAUAGAGCUAUUGUAUUUAUUAUUUUUUUCCAACUGUCUUGGAAUUCUUUAUCGGAGAUAAGUCUGAGGGAGGAAGAAUGAAGGGUCAUGAAUCAAAGGUGGCGAGAAUGGAAGAUAUACUAAGCCUACCGGUGCAGGAUCCACCUUAUGCAGAAUUUUCUGCGGCUAAUAUAAAUUGGGUCAAAGUAGAAGGUGGACGUCAAGGUGGUGAUGACAUUGCAUUAAUUCCUUUUUCUAGAGUGGAUGAUUUUGUAAAGGGUGAAUCCAGUAAUGCAGAGUGCCCCGCUAGCUUCCGCGUAGAAUCAAGAAGGAAGAGACCUGAAGGGAGUCUGAACAAACCAAGAGUUGAUGGAUAUCUUGAAUAUACACUGUAUUGGUGCUCUUAUGGUCCUGAAGACUACAGGGAUAUUGAACCUCAUAUAGGGGAAAACUCGAGCGCUAAACCUGCUUCUGGUAAGGGAAGUAGGCCUGGGAGACGGCACAUGAUGAGGGGAUGCCUUUGCCAUUUUACUGUUAAACGCUUAUACACGCGCCCUCUGCUUGCUCUUAUCAUCUACAAUCAGAGAAAUCAUGUUGAUAAAACUGGAGCUCCUUGCCAUGGAAUACUUGAUCAGGAAGCUGUGGGAACUAGAGCCAUGUAUGCUCCUCGAAUAUCUGAGGAACUACGUCAAAAGGUGAUGGCCAUGCUUCAUGUUGGAAUAUCGUUGGACAUGAUAGUCCAGCAUCACAUGGAAGAAGUGCAGAGGCAUGGGGGCCCACAGAAUCGUGAUGAUUUCCUUACACGUAAUGAUGUACGUAACAUGGAAAGGCUUAUAAGGAACUCCUCCCUUGAAUUACAUUCCAAUGAUCACUGCAGUGUAAAAAUGUGGGUGCAACGCCACCAUAAGCAUGUUUUUUACUUCCAGGAGAAUUGUGGUUCUGAAACUUUAAUAUUAGGAAUACAGACAGAUUGGCAGCUGCAGCAGAUGCUUCGAUAUGGACAUAAUGGAUCUCUAGCCUCUCAUACAGCAUCUGGCCCCAAGAAACUUAAGUAUACUUUAUGCUCCCUACUCGCAUUUGACUCGUCCCAUAAUGCAAUUCCAGUUGCCUGGAUCAUUACUUCCUCAUCUCUUAGUCAAAAUAUUCACAAAUGGAUGCCAUCUCUUGUUGAAAGGAUACGUGGUAAGGACACAAGGUGGAGACCUAACGCAAUUCUAGUGGAUGAUCCAUCCUUCGAGGCUUCAGUUAUCCGAGAAGGCUUCCAGUGUCGGGUUCUGUUAUCCAUCUGGCACGUGCGUCGCUGUUGGCUGAAAGGUCUAUUAAAAUAUUGUAACAAUUUCAACGUGCAAAGAGAGAUGUUUAAGCACCUAGGCAGGAUUGUCUACUGCACAAGAAGCGGGUCAAGCACUUCAGAUGCUGUAGACGAGUUCAUGCAAAUAUAUAUUGAUCAGUCUGCAUUCAUAGAAUACUUCAGAAGCAAAUGGUUGCCAAAAAUAGAAUUAUGGGUCAGCUCAGUAAGAAGUCUCCCGGUGGCAGGUCAGGAGCCUUACGCUUCAGUAGAAUCCUAUCAUCUAAGAUUGAAAUCCAGAGUUCUGAGUUUGCUGCCAGCAAAUUCGUAUCAGAGAGUUGACUUGUUGAUACAUGCGUUGACAACCCAAUUUCACUCCUUCUAUUGGUUUGACCACUAUAUAGCAGAGACGGGCUAUUUUGAAAAUUUGAGGGAUAGGUUUAGCUUAACCAAUCCAUGGUAUCAAGCUAUGCACAUUCCUGACAUUGACGUCCUACUGGAUGAGGAGAAUCUCCAUUUUGCAAAAGUUGUUUCGCAGGCUGAUAGUAGUGUGGCAUAUACAGUAUGGAAUCCUGGUUCUGAGUUUGGGUUCUGUGAUUGUUCCUGGUCGAUGUUAGGUAAUAUGUGUAAGCACACAAUCAAGGUUGUGAUUUUCUGCAGAUGUCGUCAGAUAGCAAGGCCAUUACUGUCUGCGCAAGUUUAUAGACAGACCUUGCUUAAUCUGCUACAGAAUCUUCCGGAUGACCCUCUAGUUCUUGAACAUGCAAUUGCACAUGUGACAAGAUUACAACAAGACAUAAAGAGUUUGGAGGAUUUGUCAAACAGUGGAUUGCUGCAGCCAUUGUCUUCUGGGACAAACUCCAUACCGGCAGAGAAUAUCCAGCCUUUCCCGCGCAACAAUUAAUCUCUGCAGCAUUAUGCUGCCCUUGCUUCUGGAGAUCUCAGUAACUUUUGAGUGAAAUGAAGCAAAAACCGUAGGGUGAGUAUCAAUGGGGAAGUGACCUUUUUUAUGACCAGAGCCUAGGCUCCCAUGUAGAGUAUUUCACUUGACGUGCAGAAAGGAGCCAAAGUUGGAUGUUAUGACAGGGGGGUGGAUGGCAAUUACCGACUUGGUGGUAGCAGCGUUUCUUUCAGGCUGUUAGAGGUGGAGAAGAAUGGAAACAUGGAAGUGGAUG
Messenger RNA from Sesamum indicum (sesame), 2860 nucleotides. The record is from RefSeq and is a predicted model, not a curated record. Lineage: Eukaryota; Viridiplantae; Streptophyta; Magnoliopsida; Lamiales; Pedaliaceae.